Molecule: messenger RNA, 711 nt
Organism: Ceratotherium simum simum (southern white rhinoceros)
Lineage: Eukaryota; Metazoa; Chordata; Mammalia; Perissodactyla; Rhinocerotidae
Source: RefSeq, a predicted model, not a curated record
UGCUCAAGUGCCCAGAGGUGGCAGGUCUGCGAGCUGGAGAGCCAGGAAUGAGGGGGCUAGGGUUUGGAGAUGCUUGGGGACCAGGGCAUACGCAGCUCACAGCCUUCGCUGGCCCCAGCCAAGGUGCAGGCCGAGCUAGACGCCGUGGUGGGUCGGAUGCGCGCCCCAUGCCUGGAGGACCGUGGGCGCCUGCCCUACACGAACACGGUGCUGCAUGAGAUCCAGCACUUCAUCACUGUGCUACCACUGGGGAUGCCGCGUGCCGUCACCUGCGAUACCCACCUGCAUGGCCACUUCCUGCCCAAGGGCACCUCCGUGAUUCCUCUGCUAGCGUCUGCACACCGGGACCCCACCCAAUUCACGGACCCAGACUGCUUCAACCCAGCCAACUUCUUGAACGACAAGGGCGAGUUCCAGAGCAAUGACGCUUUCAUGCCCUUUGCCUCAGGUCCGAGUCAGGCAGGGAGGGGACCAGCCUGGACAGGCCCUGGGGCACAUGGGGUUCUCAUCCCACAUCCUUGUGUCCCCAGGAAAGCGAAUGUGCCCGGGUGCAGGCCUGGCCAGAUCAGAGAUGUUCCUCUUCCUCACUACCAUCCUGCAGCAGUUCCGCCUGCUCCCUGUGGGGAGCCCCACUGGCCUCACCCCACAGCACACUAGCCUGGGCAACAUCCCCCCACCGGUCUUCCAGCUCCGCCUGGUGGCCCGCUGAGG